CCGGCUGCGCGUUGCCAAGGCAACGCGGCCUCGGCGGGCCCCGCGCUGUGUGUGCGGCCUGGCCGCGGGCGGGGCGGCGGGGGGGAGCCCUGAGGCUUGUUGUGACAGGAUUAAUUAAUAACCGAACCAUUCCGUCUUAAUUUUAAGCAGUGGGGCGGGUCGGGCGGCCGAGAUGUCGACCCCGCCGUUGGCCGGGGCAGCGAUGCCCCCCGGGGCCUUCUCCGGGGCGCAGGCCCAGGCCCAGGCGGCGCGGGAGGUGAACACGGCGUCGCUGUGCCGCAUCGGGCAGGAGACGGUGCAGGACAUCGUGUUCCGAACCAUGGAGAUCUUCCAGCUCCUCAGGAACAUGCAGUUACCAAAUGGUGUUACUUAUCACACUGGAACAUAUCAAGACAGAUUGGGAAAGCUGCAGGAACACCUCCGCCAGCUAUCCAUCCUCUUCAGGAAACUGAGACUAGUCUAUGACAAAUGUAAUGAAAACUGUGCUGGGCUCGAUCCCGUCCCCAUCGAACAACUUAUUCCAUAUGUUGAAGAAGAUGGCUCCAAGCACGAUGAUCGUGGUGCCGCUAGUCAACUUCGUUUUGCUAGUGAAGAGAGAAGGGAAAUCAUGGAGGUAAAUAAGAAACUGAAACAGAAGAAUCAGCAGCUGAAGCAGAUCAUGGAUCAGUUACGGAAUCUCAUUUGGGACAUAAAUGCCAUGUUGGCAAUGCGGAACUGAACAAAGAGAACGGAACUUUGUAAUUGGAAAAGAUACAAAUUUGUUUGGAUAUGCUUAAUUUUACUUUACGAUUUUUUUCCUACAACCAUAUUGAAGCAAUACGGUUGAAACAUCUUCAACAUUAAAAUAUUUUUUCUGUGAUAAA
Molecule: messenger RNA, 863 nt
Organism: Anas platyrhynchos (mallard)
Lineage: Eukaryota; Metazoa; Chordata; Aves; Anseriformes; Anatidae
Gene: MED30
Product: mediator complex subunit 30
Biological process (GO): positive regulation of DNA-templated transcription
Cellular component (GO): mediator complex
Molecular function (GO): transcription coregulator activity
Source: RefSeq, a predicted model, not a curated record